Auxenochlorella protothecoides is the source of this 594-nucleotide messenger RNA. Its product is annotated as Casein kinase I. NCBI's taxonomy places the organism in Eukaryota, Viridiplantae, Chlorophyta, Trebouxiophyceae, Chlorellales, Chlorellaceae. Gene Ontology annotation, molecular function: protein kinase activity; ATP binding. The transcript has 4 exons. The record is from RefSeq and is a predicted model, not a curated record. The coding region runs from base 1 to 594 and encodes 197 amino acids. Gene Ontology annotation, biological process: protein phosphorylation.
AUGGAGCUGCUGGGGCCGUCGCUCCACGACCUGCGCCGCCGCCGGGUGAUCGCUGCACCACAAGUCAAAGCCCUGGGAAGUCAUGCCCUGGAUGCUCUGCAGUGGCUGCAUGGCCGUGGAUACCUCCACAGAGAUGUGAAACCAGAGGUCAGUAGUCUGGUGUGUGAGAAAGGGUGGUACGGAUCCGGCACGCCCGACUACGCCAGCACAGCCAGUCUUUACGAGAACGAACUCGGGCCACGGGAUGACAUGGAAAGCCUGGCCUACACCCUCCUCUACCUCUGGAUGGGGAAGCUGCCGUGGGCUGGGCUGCCCGACAUGCUCUCCGAACGGACCAGCGGCCCCAACGGCUGGACCCGGGAGGAGCUUGCCGCCAUGGCUGAGAACAGGGAGUCCCUGCUGGAGAACGCCAUGCAAGAGGGUGGAGUGCCUGCUUUCUUGGAGGACUGGUUGGAGCACUGCCUGCACCUGCAGCCCAAGGACCUGCCCGACUACGGGUACCUGCGAUCGCUGCUGGAUGAGGAAGGUGCUCCCCUGGCCCAGAUGGGCCCAGUCAAAGGGAGGAUCGCCAAGCCUCUGUGUGCUGAGGAGUGA